This is a messenger RNA of Nomia melanderi (Alkali bee), 6002 nucleotides long. RefSeq lists its product as uncharacterized. Gene Ontology annotation, biological process: positive regulation of nuclear cell cycle DNA replication; regulation of cell cycle phase transition. Gene Ontology annotation, molecular function: zinc ion binding; protein serine/threonine kinase activator activity; nucleic acid binding. The record is from RefSeq and is a predicted model, not a curated record. Gene Ontology annotation, cellular component: Dbf4-dependent protein kinase complex. NCBI's taxonomy places the organism in Eukaryota, Metazoa, Arthropoda, Insecta, Hymenoptera, Halictidae.
UAGAACGAAGUGGGCCGGAUUCGUCAUCGUCGGUGGUGUUGUUGUGUUGUUGCGCGGCGGGUUGGGGGAAUAAAACGAAAAAUGGACGUGGAAAGCCGACGGGAAGAGAUUUUCGCGUGUUCGGUAAAAGUGGCCAGCUCGGCUCGCCGUUCGGUCCGCCGUCCCCGAGCGAGCAGAAACGCGAAGCGCCGCCUCCAGGCUCGCUCGCCAAGCUGUUAACGGCGAAUGGCCAUUUUGUGCGUGACAGUUCUCCCCCGCGAGUAACGAUCCCGCGGCGCGUCCCAGCGCUCUUUUCCUUUAUCCCUUUACUUUCGUUUGACCGCUCGAGACACGUCCCAAGAAACCAUCCCGCUCGGUGCCGUCCCUCGCGGAUCGCGUUUCGAGGGCUGUCCGACGCAUACUUCGCAAUAUUCGUCGAUCCGCGGACCGAUAAACAGUGUCGUCCGAGGAAGUUGUUUUGUGCGAUGGUUCCGUGCGUUUCGAGACCGUUUGACAGCGGACCGUGUGGAAACUCGGCGGCCGCCUCGACGCCCGUGGACGCUCGGCCGGAGGGGAUGCUUCUACGUUAACGUUUCGAUCGGGCCGCCUUAAAUUAUUCCGUUUUCGUUCUGUCCCACGUGCUUCGUUAUUGUCCUGGUUCCCCGCGACUCGGCGUAUUAUUAGAACCAAGCGGUGUGUAACAAUGCGGCGACCAUUGUUGACUGCACGAACAUUUCCGUCUGCACGCGGGUAACUCGCGCUUCCGCGAAAUCGCCUGAUAGCGCGCUCGGCCGCUCUCGAGGGGAACACGAGACCGCUUGACGUCAGCAUACCGCGAUGUAAACGUGUGUUGUUCGAGCGUCCGUCAUCAUCGGGUCACUUACUAUCGCCGUGCGUCCACGCUUGGUGCACGUUCGUUUCCAUGCAGCUACCGACGUUACCCGUGUGAUAGAAUUAUUUUUAGUACAAAACGUGAGUCUGGUGGUCAGCGACAGGGUAAAUAAGUCGGGUAACAUCAAUUUUGAGAAACAUAAAUGGGGUUGCGCCAGUGGAGGCAGCGGGGGACCUCCCUCGCUGAGGAGUUUAGAAACUCCGACUCCAGUGCCAACUCCUCAAACGCCGUAUUUUAGUCCCGACUGCGCUCUGUCCAACUCGACAUCUCUGAGGGGUCAAACUACCCAAAGAUCCAAAUCGCGAGUGGAUGCAAUGUUGGAACGUGCUCUGAUACAGCCACAACAGUGUUCCGUGGAUCCACUUUAUAACGCCCAAAGCUGGGGAAUUCCUAUUUGGGCGAUCGAUAAACUUCAAGCUUGGCUCGAUAAAAUCUAUUUAUCCGUUAGGAAUAACGAUCAUCUGAAGCGAUCCAAGGAUUCUUGUCAACAGAGUUCAACUAAGGAUUUAAAGGUCAGGCAUCUUAAGGGACCUUAUAUCAAAUUCGAGGCCUUUCAGAGGAAUACGAGGCCAGUCUUUAUUGAACUGCCUGUCUGGCCAACAUUAAAUUUCUCCGGGGAAUCGGGCUCCUGUCCCUUCAACACGAAAAGACGCGACAAGCCGGAAAGAUUGCGGGCGGAAGUGAAAGAAAACAGAGAACGAAUUCAACCUAUCAAAGAAGAAGAGGAUAAAGAGAUGACUCGGCGACCACGGACCACUGGCACUCGUGCUCGCAGAACUGAACAGUUAGCUUCUGGUUAUUGUGAAAUUUGCCGUAUCAGUUACCGUGACCUUACGAAACAUGUGCAGAGCGAUCAACACCUCAGUUUCGUGCGGAACAAUGACAAUUUUUUGUCUUUGGACACUCUGAUUAAUGCAGGAGCCAACGUCGAAGCAUUUCUAAAAUUGAAUAGAACAAAAGAUAUAGAAAAAGACUGCAAUUUGUUUUCCAAUGGAGAUCGCAAUCUUCAUGACAUAGUACUGCCAGAGGGAAAAGUAAACAGAAACGCGAAAAGCCUGGGAGACUUCGAGGUCGAAGACAUAAAGAUGGUGCAGUGUAACGGUGCACGGAGGAAUCUCAAUUUAAGAUUAAGUUCACCCCACAAUUUACGUACUCGCGCGAAACACGAGAGCGGUCACCUGUUGAGGUCGAAGGGUAGCCCGUGGCACGAGGUCGAGAAGACGGAGAAGUUUUACGAUAAGUUCGAGGGUUACACGAUUAAGAAGCGAGCAAAAGGAACGAUCUGGAUAGAGGAGGACGAGCCGGAGGACGACUUGAUCCAAGAGCAGGUGUUGAACCAGUCGAAACCGAACGAAUACAAGAUAAAUACCUUCGCGCCGGAAUUAGAUGGGAAAUGCGAUAACGAGAAAGACUGCGGCGACGUGUGUAACGCUAAGCAGAACGAUUCUGACAAUCAGGAUCCGCACAGAACGAUAAAUUGUAAUAACGAACAGAACAAUAGUGCGAGCACGGAGUUGAUAAAACAGGAUCGAGAUCCUGUACAUUAUAGAAAUCACGAUCAAACAAACGGUAGUGUAAAAUGUAAUUAUAAUGAAAAUACUUUAAGUGUAAAUGAGAACAAUUGUAACAAUUCCUGCAGACUAUCUAGAACUGAAACGGUCAGAGGGUUGAACGGCAAGCUACAAGUAGACAAUGUCGCGUCGAGUGUGAGAAAGGUUACGGAAUUGUGCGACGGUGCCGACGCGGCGGGCACGGUCGUCGUCUGCAACGGUCACGUCGUGAAGGACGAGUUAAAGUCCAGCAAACCGUUGCAACACGAUGCGGACAAGAGCGACGUGAAAAUCGAGAAACCGAGAUAUCUCAAGCCCGGCCGUCGGGGGGGCAGAAGUUUCCGUGGCCGGCACCGGCUCUCCGUCGAGGAACGUUUGAUCGAAGACAAUCGUGCGUAUUACAAAGUGGAAGUGUUAGGAAGUAAAUUACGGUCAAGUAUAGUAUCGAACAAUAAUUCGCAGUGUACAGUGCCGAAGGAUGCCGACGACGAAGAGAAAAAGGAAGUGCCAUCUAGCGAAAAGCCGGUAGUGGUACGGUUCAAACGCGUCAGAAAGUCGGAGCUGUCGUUGCUCAGCGACGAGGCAGAGUCCUUUAUGUUCGGCGAGCCGAGGCGGGACGACUCGAGCGAGGCGAGCGACGAGGAGCAGAGCAGCGUGCUGCCCAGAGAGACGGACAGUGAGUACAACGACGCUCCGAGCUCCGUCUGUCCCAGUUCAUCCGUAGGCUGCGGCUCGCCGAUCAAAUCGGAGCCGGUCGAGGAGGACUCGCAGGACUCGUUGAGCCUGGGCCGGGCCAGGAAGAGGAGGCGGACGCAGGCCGAGGCGCUCAUCAAGGAUAACGAGGAUUACUACAAAUUCGAGACGCCCGGCAGCAGACUGAGGUAUCAGGCGCCACUGACCGGCAUCAAGGAUCCGUCGGCCGCCGGGGACCCGGCGAGACCGGAGGAGACCGCCGACAAAGUACAAGCAGCAGACGAGCAGGAGAGAGUAUAUCCGUCCAAACCCUCGCCGGAGGUCGAGAAGAUGCAGUUCUCGUUCGAGGCGGUGCCGAAGUCCGAGCCCUGGUAUCAGACGUACCAGCGGCAGGACGAGGGCGCCGAGUUCUGGCACUACUUCAGCGAGGGCGACUCGCAGAAGCCGUUUCUAUUGCCGUACGAGAUCGACAAUUUCCACGAGGUCCUAACGAAGAACCCGCACAGGAGCGACAGCAGGAGAAAGGGUCGCGGCAGGAGCGCCGGCUGCGUCGGCCGCUCGCCGAGGAAGAGCCCCCGCUGUCACGCGUCCACCUUGGCCAUCAUGUCCACGAUAAUCAGGAAGAGGGAGCAGCAGCAGCAGACGUCGCACCUGUACACGAUAGAGGAGUGCCAGUCGGUCGGCUCGCAGGCAUCCAGCACGCCGAGGUCGGAGCACAAGGUCGAGGUCAAGUCGGACCUGGACGAGGACCUCAAGGAGAUGGUGAAGACCAUCGACGAGAUGCUCAACGCGAACGACACCCUCGACCUCGAGGACUCCUUCGAGCCCUCCACCGCCCAGGUCGAGCUGAACCUCUACGAGCCGAGCAUCCCCAAGGGUCCGCCGCCGAACCUGCUCGAGCUGCUGGAGAACUGCCACGAGGUGGUCAACUGCCUGGAGAACUCGUCCUGCGCCAGCUCCGAGUGCGGCGAGGGCACCGUCGAGUCGCCCUCGAAGCGGCGGAAAAAGCGGAAGAACCGGACCGGCUGGCCUGGCAUCAAGAUGAAGAAGAAGCUCCAGGCGAAGCACUCGGUCGACGCGGACGAGAACCUGUCCAGGAAGAACGUGGAGCGGAGCGAGACCAGCCGCGACGCGCAGGACAACGCCCUAGACAGACUGGUCGAGGAAGCGACCAGGAUAUCCACUGCGGUCGUCGCCACCGGCAUGUCGCACGACGAGUCGGUGACGCUCGCCCGUCGCGACGACGACGGCUACCUGUGCAAGGUGUACACCUCCGGCGCCUCGUGCAACGCCUGCCACGACGAGGACGAGGCGAAGAGGAAGGAGGCGCGCGCGGAGUCCCCGGGCAACUCGGCUCCGCUCGCGACCGAGCCCUGCGCGGAGCCGUUCGCCGGCGACGCGUGCGAGGCGGAGAGGAGCUUCCUGCUGGCCAAGGACUACGCGUUCAAGAAGGACCUGUCGGGCAUCGAGGAGAUCUCGGAGAACGACCCCGGCAACGACGAGAACCACGUGUUCGGCAAGGACGUGAACUCGCUGACGGAGCGGCGCUUCGUGUCGAAGGCGUCCCUGAAGAAGCGCCACCAGCGCGACAGCGCGGCCCCGGAGAGCUGCGAGUCGCGCGCCGAGCUGGAGAACCACGAGAACCUGUGCAGGAAGGAGACCGAGGCCGGCAUCGUCGCCAGGAACCGCCACAGCCCGAACGGGCUGUCCAGGAAGCGGCAGCCGAAGAUCCAUCCGGAGAACCCCGACUCGGAGAUGGAGCACGGUAACAAUGUAUAUAAGAGCAAGGUCGGCAAGGUCGCCGCGAAGAGGCGGAUCUACUCGAGGAAGCGCGCGAAGAGGAACAACAUGUCUUCCGACACGGUGUUCGAGGAGAACGAGAACUGCAAGGACGACUCCUAUUUAAGUAUUACCUGUAAAAAGCAACAGACCCUGCGGGGCGUGAAGAGGCGGGCGGACGCCGUGUCCUCGGAGACGCAGAACUCCGAGGUCGACUGCGGCCUGUCGGGUCGCGUCAGCCCGACGAUCAUGCCGACCUCGGAGCUCGAGCAGAGGCGGUCGAGCAUAGAGUUUCAGCCGGUCGUGCGGAUGAUGAAGAUCGACGAGCAGGUGGACAUGGACCAUAGUAUUCUGUCGGUGACGAUCGCGAGCAACAGACGGCUGAGAAGCUCCAGUUCGCCGCGGUCGAACGUUCAGCCGCCGAAGAAACGCUUGAAAACCGGUCGCGGCCAGUUCGGUAGGUGGCUGAAGAGCAGCUGAAAUCCUCGAUGAAAGAGUUACGUCGCCGCCGCCAUUGCUGCCGCCAUCGCCGCCGCUGCUGUUGUUGUAUACGUAUGAAUUUCAAGACCGAGCCACACACACAUUUUCCACGGACGUCUCGCUCUUGAAAUUUCUACACCGUACAACCCCUCGCGACUACUGUACAUUAUGUAUAAAACAUUAUUUGUGUAUGUAGAGAAUAGUAUUUAACGCUAUUGGCACCCAUCGAUAGGAUUUUAUUAAUAUACAUGAUAGUGUCUUUUUCCGGUAUUGGUUCGAUCUGGGACCGUGUACAUUCUCUUUGAGUACUAUAUUGCAGCCUUUGCGUUCGUAAACAUGAAAUUCGCCGUUUGUAUGGAUCUUAUUGUGUUCACCAAAAGACUUGGCAUUAUUUUUUUUGCUUCGCUCGGUAAUACGCGUGGGAGAUACCUUAAUUGCAUACAAAGGAGAUGAUUGUUUUUUCUUUCUCUUUUUUUUCCUUUUUUUUCACUCCAUUCGCAGUGGACAGUCCCGGAAUCACGCGAAGCUGCAUAAGGAAGCUUUAUCGUAGCGUGUACUGAUCAUGUUCUGUUACAAAACGCAUCAUUGUACGUAAACAUUAAAUAUUAAAUCCCCUCGCGGAGGGUCCA